UGGAAUUCAUCAAAAAAUUUGCGAAACAAAAACAAACGCCAUUACGCAGGGAAAAUAUAAUCGCCGGAAAAAUGUUGUUUUUGCGAUAAUUCAUAGUGAAAAGUGCAUUCAUCUGGUGGUUCGAGUAGCGUUUUACGUGGGCAAGAUGUUUCCCAAUCGAAUAGUGCAAGUUUUUGGGAGUUUUUGCUGUCUUGAAAAUCAUCCACGACGGGAAGUUCCCGAGAAGAUAGUUCCUCCAUCCGAUGGGGAUUACUGGGCGGAAUAGGAGAGUGUGGUGUACGUCUAGUGGUGGUGGCGAAGUGCUGAGGUGUUGCUUGGUCAGGUUGCGCUCUAUCUCCCAGUGAUGAGCGAAUUGAAAAAGUGCAGUGGGAUGGGCAAAUGUUCUGCAUUAUCGUGUGGAUAUGUAAUUUGAGGAUAAAGGAUACCUCCGACAGAGGCUCAUGGAUUAUAAUCGUAGGCGACACUUUGUUCUGGUUUCGCAACAAAGAUGUGUUGAUUCAGACGGUAGGCGUGCCUAGCAAUGAGAGCUUUCUCGUAGGAUCUAUGCUAGUUGAAAUAAGAAGAUAUGCGAAAAAAAUGUAAAAUAUUGUUUCAAAUAAAAGUGCUAAAUGCUCCAGUCUUUUGUUUGUUUUACCCAAACACAACUGCUUUGGUAUUUUAACUGAUCAAACUCUACCCGUCGUAUUGGUAUUGUUUCCAGGUGCCAACAAAACGGUCAAAGUUCGAAAUCUGCACACGAUGUUGGACCAACAGCAACCUGUCGUUCCGCCACUGGAUCAAUUGAGCAACUAUGACAUCUAUUCACAGCUGCAGAUGGUUGCCGAUAGUUAUACGAACUUUCCCGGACCAUCACCGGCGGUACAGCUGGAGGACGGUCCGGCCGUUCUGGGCUUUACAUUCCCGCUUGCCUUGGAGGACGACGUUGAACGGCUGGAGAUAGCUGUCAAACAGAGCAGCUUAAUUAGAGGACAAUAUGUGCAACUUCUCAACAUAACGAAACCCAUCCAGAUGACUAUCGUCCAGUCGUUCAAUAAAUUCUUCUCCGACUAUUCGAUGACCAAUUUCAGCUACUACGGUGUAGAACGAGCUGAAUAUCCUAAAACCCCUAAAAAGGGCAUGAAGAAGUACGAUAUCUUCACGCUGUGUAUGCUAGAUGCGUGGCAGUCCCACGGUAUUACCAGUAUUAUCCUCAUGGAACAGUUGAAGAAAGCAAUCUAUCACAUUAGUCGAAGGCGCUACACUCGCAACCAGGUGUUGAAAAAGAAGAUGAAACUUAUGCACCGGAUUUGAUCCGGUCUAUUAACUAGUUAUUUUUUUUUACAAUAAAGC
This is a messenger RNA of Ochlerotatus camptorhynchus, 1329 nucleotides long. RefSeq lists its product as uncharacterized. The transcript has 5 exons. The record is from RefSeq and is a predicted model, not a curated record. Lineage: Eukaryota; Metazoa; Arthropoda; Insecta; Diptera; Culicidae. Bases 739 to 1290 code for a protein of 183 amino acids.